This is a messenger RNA of Vitis vinifera (wine grape), 645 nucleotides long. Its product is annotated as calcium-binding protein CP1. The record is from RefSeq and is a predicted model, not a curated record. Gene Ontology annotation, molecular function: calcium ion binding. NCBI's taxonomy places the organism in Eukaryota, Viridiplantae, Streptophyta, Magnoliopsida, Vitales, Vitaceae. The annotation marks the transcript as partial. The transcript has a single exon.
CGCAGCUUUUACGUGGGAUUCCCAAGCGGCGUCUCCGGAGAUGAGGAGGCGAUCGGGUCGAUGAUGUCGGUGGCGGAUUCGAAUAAGGAUGGGUUUGUGGGGUACGAUGAGUUUGAACACGUGUUGGGCUGCCGGAGAAGUCCGAGGAACAAGGGCCACGGCGUCGCUGGGGUGAUGGAGGAUGUGUGUAAGGUUAUGGACAGGGACGGCGACGGCAAAGUAGGGCUCGAGGAUUUGAAGAGCUAUAUGAAUUGGGCCGGGUUUUCUGCAACUGAGGAAGAAAUCAAGGCCAUGAUCAAAUUGGGCGGCGGUGAUGAAGAUAGUGGUGUAUCCUAUGAUGGUUUGCUCAAGAUCCUGGCCGUUGAUUAUGUUAACUAAUUUUGCACGUAUUUUUACCUGUAAAAGUAAAAUAAAAUGAAGAAAUUUCUGCAUAUUUGCCGAACUCAUCUUUUUGUCCCAUUAACUAAAAAAGCAUUGCGUUCCAAGUUUCUUGCCAACCUCCCCUUUAGAGCUCAGUCAAUUUCCUUUUUUCUUUUAAAAUAAAAAAUGCAAAAAAGAACAAAUUCUCAUAAUAAAACAUGUGAUUCAAAAGAAUAUUGGUUUAGGUUAUUAAAUUAUAUUUGUUGCACGUGACUUCCGGGGUUU